Molecule: messenger RNA, 5421 nt
Organism: Strongylocentrotus purpuratus (purple sea urchin)
Lineage: Eukaryota; Metazoa; Echinodermata; Echinoidea; Camarodonta; Strongylocentrotidae
Product: ubiquitin domain-containing protein UBFD1-like
Exons: 7
Coding region: 94-1155 (353 amino acids)
Molecular function (GO): cadherin binding; RNA binding
Source: RefSeq, a predicted model, not a curated record
UAUUUUGCCCCAUCUGGAUAACGAAACUUUUUUUUCCUCGUAAUUUUUUUAGUGUUUGUAAGACACCAUAGCACUGAAUUGUCAACAUUCGACAUGUCGUCUGACAACAAACGUGAAUCAGAGGAAACCCCAAUGGAGCAGACAGCAGAUGAUUCAAGCUCCAAGACUUCUCAAGACACCCCUGGAGGUAACGCUGAGACACUCAAAUGUCAGACUUCGUCAUCAGAAAGCAAGGAAUCAGGGAAGGAAUCAGGGAUGGAAUCAGGGAUGGAAGCAACCAGCAUGGAGCAGGAAGCUCAAUGUGAAAGUAGAACUGAGAAUAACUCAUCAGCAGCUAGCACAGACAAUAGGAUGGAAGAGGAAAGUAAAGACUCAUCAGCGGCGGCGAGUAGUAAUGGUAGUGUUGUAGGAGCAGGAGGUGGAUCAACGGUGGCCAGCGGUGCUGCAGCUAGUGCAGUAGACAAAGGUGAAAUGGUAGAAUUGAAGAUCAUGUAUAACAAGAAGAAAUAUGAUGUGAGGGUCGGUGUGGAGUCGACCGUGGCGGAGCUCAAGACAGAAAUUCAGACAACAACAGGCGUUCCACCUGCUAUGCAGAAAUUAAUGUUCAAAGGUCUGAUGAAAGAUGAGAAGACACUGAAGGAACUGAAGGUUACCAGUGGAUCUAAACUCAUGCUGAUUGGAUCUACAGCUAAAGCUGUGAUGGAGGUCACAAAGCCUGUACCUGCUGGUGGAAUAGUCGAGAAAGAUGAGAAAGCAAGUGCCGCCAAGGAGCCCCUAAGUAAACUUAAGAUGCAUAAAAAGAUCAUUGAUAAAGGCAAACCAGAUGAUGCUAUGAUUGGCAUCAAGAACCAACAUGAACCGCUUCCAAAUGUUCCAAUAUCUGGCAUGCUGAACAAAGCUGGAGGAAAGGUUCGACUCACUUUCAAAUUAGAAUUGGAUCAAGUGUGGAUCGGUACAAAAGAGAGAACAGAAAAGAUCAACAUGAAUUCCAUCAAGAAUGUUCUCAGCGAACCCAUUGAGGGGCAUGAAGACUAUCACAUCUUGGCCAUCCAGCUUGGUCCAACGGAAGCUUCCAGGUAUUGGAUCUACUGGGUUCCUGCACAAUAUGCAAAGGGAAUUAAAGACACGGUUCUAGGAAAAUGGGUGUACUUUUGAUCCAACCUGUAACAUCAACUCUACAUGAUUAUGAAAGUGAAGAGAAUUCCAUCCUGAACUUUUUACACGGAUGGACAAAGGAAGGAUUGCGAUUGUCUGAUGAUAAUCUUGAAUCAAACAUUUGUGCAAGGCUUCCAUGUUGCUCCUAUCGCUGAGAUGAAUGAAGCUGUAGAUGCCUGAAUUCAGCAGCUGCCUGUUCUUCAUAGACUGUACAAAAAUAAUCAGAGAAGCAUGUAAUGUAGCUAAACCAGUCAUUAUCUGUCACAAAAGUGUAACGGUACAUACAUGUUAUGGGCUUGCAAUAAGAAGUUUACAUGCUGAGUGACUAAAAUGUAUUCAGUCCAUGGACUGUCUCAAUGUUUGACCCAUUUUGCUAAGGUCUCACAAAUGAUAGGUGUUGACCCCGUCCCCACUAUCUGAUAACACUAAUAGCUAUUAACCUGCAUAAUCAUACAACCAAAGUUAUGUACAGGAUGAAUGGGAACAUAGGUAUUGAAUAGGACUGGUGUUGUUUUUACUUAAUUCAUUCUUUCAUUUCUAUUUUUUUAGGCGGGCAGUAUUUUGUGAACACACAUAUUGGAUUAAAUACCCAAAUUACACACAAAUGCCCUUUUUUAAAUAGAAAGGGACCAGGGCUAAUAGUAUAUGUACAUUUUCAAGUAUAUUAAAGAACCAGCUCCUUUAAAGAACCAUCUCUCCUGAACUAAAUCCUUGUUAUGUGUCACUCUUUCAAGAAGGUAAUCUAAGAAUUAAAAGGGUGAUGACUACCUUAGGUGGUCUCAAAUCUCAUUAUUUAUUUUUUUUAUUUUUAGAUAUAUAAAUCUAAUUCAAGCACUUUGAAAUAAAUAUUUCUUUGUGAUGAUAAAAAACUGUCCAAAAGCUUGUGUGCAUGUAUGAAAUGAGCAAUUUGCAUGUCAGUUUCAACCCUCAUCUACUUAACAAUAUACAUUGUAUGGGAACCUUCUGAAAAUGGAAUGUUAUACCAAUCAUUUUUUAUAUGCUCAAAGAUGUUGCAUAAGCAUGCCUUAUAUCUCAACAACUAACAGCAGUUUGUACUUUUCAUCACUUAGGUAACCAGGUGUGAAGGGCUUUGAAAUGGUUAACAAUGGACAAAGCAAUCUCAUGUAUUGUUCUUAUCUAGGACGAAAAGUGCCCACUUGACCACGGAGGGAGUAUAACUCUAUGGCAAUAAGAAUGUAUGGAUCAUAGCAUGGUUAAGGGCUAGUAAGGCAUAGAGACUUGGAGAGAAAAGAAUGCAUUGAAAAGAAGAAGACUCUCUCAUCCCAGUAAACAAUGAUUGAAAGGAAGAAGAAAUCUAUUAAUCCCAGGAGGUAAAAGAGUGGUUAUUCUGGAGAGAAAAGAAUGCUGUGAAUAGAGGGAUCUAUAAUCUGAUGAAAUAAAGUGACUACCGGUAGUUUAAUAAUCAAGAAGUAUCCUAAGAGAAAACAUUGUAUUGAUGAGAAGAAUCUCUAAUCUGGGUGUGUAAAAUGGUUAAGAUUAGUUCUUUAAGAUUUAUCUGGAGUAAAGAUUGCUUUACAAAGGAGAAUCUGUAAUCCCAGGAUGUUGAAGGACUGAUUUAUCAUAUUUUAAAUCCUGGAGAGAAAAACUACUAUGAAAAAGAUCUCAGAGGGUGUAAAAGGGGUGAUAAUCCAAGAAAUCUCUAGAGAGAAAAAAUGCCUUGAUAACAACAAUAGUGGCCAAUCUCUCUUUUGUUAAGUACAAAUGUAUAGGCGUGACCAUUACAUUAUUGUAAGAAGGUAAAUAUGGUCAUGGAACAAGAACAGGGUGAUUGAAAUAUUUAAUCUCAUAUGUCUGAAAUAUGGUUAACAAUUAGUUAAAAGUGCAUUUAUUCCUACGGUUUUUCAUGUAAAAAUGAUACAGAAGUGAAAAUACAAAGCUUGACCAGUACAUGCACUACUGGAUUUCUUUCAUGUUUCAUUUUACCGUCCCAGGAAAAUAAUCACGGUUCAGAGGAAAGCUCAGCAUGCCUCAUUAGUAGCUUGAACAGAAACAAUUCAUAUUCAUGUACAGUAUAUGUAUCUAUAGAGAUAUAUUAUGGAAUGGAAGCUGUUCUCUUUUACAUUUAUUCUCAAAAACAAUCAAGUUUAGCAGAUGCAGUUUCCAUGUACUCUAAAGUAUGUCUGUUUUCUAAACUAACUUUUCACCCUUGAAAAUCCAAUUCAUCAGUGAGGCUGGCAUCUCCCUAAAAUUGCAAAUUUGCUUACGUUAAAUUCUGAAUUUGAAAACAAAAUCAUGCUGUCUGAAAGUACUGUAACCAUGGAAUAAAUGUUAAUUUACUCCAGUUAAUAGUCCUUUGGAAAUGUCAAAUAAAAAACGCAUCUAAUCAGACUAUGAAUAUGUAUGAUCUAGUGAUCUUGAAUAGGAUGGAAAAUCUGGAACUGAAUACAGAUCGAGGCAUGACAUAGAACCAUUCCUUCAUCCAUCCAACUAUUAUCUGCUUAUAUAGUGGUCUAGUGGAUAAUAUUCUCUUAGAUAAGUCAAUGGACUGUAGAUUCGGUUCAUAUCCCAGCCUGGCACUAACAUCCUUUGACAAGAUGUUAUUCCACAAUUGCCACUCUCCACACAGUUGUCUAUGAGUACCUGAUACUUGAACGCUAUAGUUACCAAUAAUUUUGUUUUCCAGCUAUAGCCAGGGUAAUAACGUCUAAGUGCCAUGGUUUUUACUUCAUUAGGGAUAUGAGGGAUAUAUAAGUUAAUAAUUCUAUUGUUUCUCACAUUUACUUUUGGAGUAGUACCUGCUAAAAUACCCUCAGAAAUUUACAUUAAAUAUACCAGUAUUGAGAAAUGAAAUAAAAUGUGUAGGUAUUGGAUUUUUAAUGCACCAUGAUUAUGCUAUCAUUGAAAAUUAUUUGAAUUUUCAUUUAUGAAGUAGAUGAUGGUAACAGAUGACAAGUUAGAUUAUCUCCUUUAAUUUGGCAAACAUAAAUUUUGUGUGGAAUACAUUAAAUGGUCACUCCUUUCUUCUUCAAGUUUAAAAUUCAUUUAAAUUAAUGUUUAACUUCAAACAAUGAACUUUGUUAUUCAUUUAGAGGAUGUAGUCUUCACUAAGUAUUACAAAAAAUCAAAUACUUGACAUUCUUUGUUCCUUUGUUUAAAAGUGACAUGUAUGAAAUGUUUUCUUAGAUCACACCUUUUCAGAAUGAGAUAUGAUGAGUACAUCACGUUUAAUUUGGAAAGGGCAUUUGUUAACUGAUUACCUUGCAUAUUCCAUCUAGAAUGUCCCAAACAUUAAUGGAAACAUUAAUUUUAUUCUGUACGACUAGAUUACAUGUCGAUCACGUCUCCAUUAUCCUUAUUGGAACCGAUUCAUUAUGGAACUAUGUCAAGGAUUAAUAGAGCGAAAGCUCAAUAACCUUUCAAGAAACAGUAUUGAAGGAUCAUUUUUCAAACAGAGUCGUUUGUGAAUUGUGAUGUAUGAAAUGCCUGAUGUAGAUUGGGUGACCCUACAUUUGCUCCUGCAACAAUUAAUUGAUUCAGUCUUUAUUUUGUCAAAGGUAUAGGCUUAGUAUUGUGAUUGUGUAUUAGGCUGGGUUUAGGGUUAGGGUUAAUCUUGGGUAUAGUGAAUGGGUCAAGGGGUAAUAGUUAAAGGGUGUGGUACUUAAAAUUCAUGUUCUACAUAAUGUAAUCUCUAAUUGUCACAACAUGUCAAACAUGCUUUUCAUAAACCAAAAAUAAUAUGCUUUAUUUUGGGUUAAGAUAGAAAACAUUAGAGGUACUGAAUAUAAAGUAGGUUUUGCUCAAAAGUAUAGUCAGGCAUGGAUUUAGUCUCAGUUUUCAAUAUUAUCUUUGAAUGCUAUUUUUGUUCUCAUAUUGUGUUUUUUAUAAUUUCUUUCUUUGUUUUUGUUUUAUUGGGCCAUUUUCCAUGUGUGUCACAAAUUACAACUUUAACAAAUUAAAUAUAAUAUUCAUGUUCAUCGUGAGUUUGAAUAUUUCUGUUUAUAUCCUUUAUGAUUUUCUCUGUCAACCUUACAUUGACCCAUCUCCCUGCAUUGACGCACUCUAAACAGUUUUAUCGUGAAGCGUUGUAUGCAAUAUUACAAUUUUGAGAAAUUCGAUGGAAUCAUAUAGUUGGAAGAAAUCGUUGAUUGAUUCAUAUAAUGUGUUGUGGCUUACUGUAUUUCCUCAAAAUGUUGCUUAAUAUAAUUAUAUUCAUGUUAUCAGAACUCAUGAGGUUUAUCUAUUACUUUGAAUGAUCUCUGAGUCUGAAGAUUUUUUUAUUACAUUAUUAAAGGGCAUGUCAUUUGA